Molecule: messenger RNA, 1387 nt
Organism: Spodoptera frugiperda (fall armyworm)
Lineage: Eukaryota; Metazoa; Arthropoda; Insecta; Lepidoptera; Noctuidae
Product: mantle protein
Exons: 2
Coding region: 103-1326 (407 amino acids)
Source: RefSeq, a predicted model, not a curated record
GCAGACCGUUGGCGCACUCUAUCUAAUAGUCGCUGAAAGUAAUGUGAUACAGUGAUCUCGGAUUUAUUUUUUAUAAUAUCAAGUAAAUAUAUCAAAUUGGACAUGUCACCGAUAUUUGUUUUGAUGGUGCUGCUCUCAGCAAGCAGUUUGUCAACAUCAAAAGAAGUAUCUGAAAAGUCCAAAGUAUCCAAACUUCUUGCCACUGAAGGAAUCAAGAAUGAGGCCAUUUCUGACAAGGGCGUGAAGAGACACAUCCCAUCGUAUGGAGGCGGCCACUCCAUCGGAUUCUCGUCACCAGGAAUUAGUCUGGGACACUCGAUCGGAUACUCCGGAGGCGGUAUUGGAAUAUCUUCUGGAGGUUUUGGCGGUGGGAUCGGUGGAAUUAGUCUAGGGGGUGGUCUAGGAGGUGGCCUGGGAGGUGGUCUGGGAGGUGGUCUGGGAGGAGGAUUCGCUGCAGGACCGGCUGUCGCAACUGUCGCGGCUCCCGCAGUGUCUACCAUCGCAGCAGCACCGGUAGCGGUCGCCGCAGCUGCGCCCGUGGCCGUAGCUCCAGCAGUACAAACAUCAGUGAACAUAGAGCCCAACCCUGUGAUCCUUCGCCAGGAGGUACCGCGCUACAUCACCAGGACCAUCACCCGCGACGUGCAGGUGCCCGUGCAGGUCCCCGUGCCGGUCCCUGUGGACCGUCAAGUGCCUGUCCCCGUGAGAGUUCCCGUACCCGUGACUGUGGACAGACCUGUACCUUAUCCAGUCGUGCAGAAAGUCCCCGUGGAGGUUACAAGGCAGGUGCCUGUGUACUACGAGAGGAAAGUGCCAUACCCUGUGAAGGUUCCCGUGAAUGUGCCUGUUCCAUACCCUGUGACUGUCGAAAAGCAAGUGCCAGUAGACAGGCCGGUGUACGUGGACCGUCAGGUGCCAGUGCCACACCCUGUGUACGUAGACCGACCCGUGCCAGUUCAGGUACCCGUGCAGGUAGACAGACCGGUGCCUGUCCCCCAGCCUGUGGUAGUAGACAGACCGGUACCAGUGCCACAACCCGUCGUAGUUGAGAGGAGAGUCCCCGUACCAGCAGUGGCUGCUGUCCAAGCUGUAUCUGCAGUUCCAGUAGCAUCGUCUCUAUCUUCUGUGGCUCUGGGUGCUGGUUCUGUCGGUCUUGGUGGGAUUUCGGGUGGUAUCAGCAUUGCCGGUGGUAUUCCAAUUUCUGGAGGUUAUGGUGGCGGAUAUGGCGGCGGAUAUGGCGGUGGCUACGGUAUCUCGUCAGGCUAUGGAAGCUAUGGAGGAGGUUUCUCCAAGACAAUUUCGUACAACAGCAUUGGUCACCACUAAUAUGUUAUAAUCAGGUGUAUUCAGUGCAUUAUAUCUUUGUAAUUAAAGUUAUUUUACCAGU